This is a messenger RNA of Cordyceps fumosorosea ARSEF 2679, 543 nucleotides long. RefSeq names its product Zinc finger, CCHC retroviral-type. Gene Ontology annotation, cellular component: cytoplasm. The record is from RefSeq and is a predicted model, not a curated record. Lineage: Eukaryota; Fungi; Ascomycota; Sordariomycetes; Hypocreales; Cordycipitaceae. Gene Ontology annotation, molecular function: mRNA binding; single-stranded RNA binding; zinc ion binding. Gene Ontology annotation, biological process: positive regulation of cytoplasmic translation. The transcript has 7 exons. The coding region runs from base 1 to 543 and encodes 180 amino acids.
AUGGAUUUCACGCCUUCUGACUCCGCUGCCGCCCCCAGCCGUGGCGCCUGCUACUCUUGCGGCAACACCGGCCACCAGGCUCGCGAUUGCCCCUCUAAGGGCCCUGCUAAGUGCUACAACUGCGGCAACGAAGGCCACUUGAGCCGCGACUGCGGCGAGCCCAUGAAGGAGAACAAGUCCUGCUACAAGUGUGGCCAGGCUGGUCACCUUUCUCGCGAAUGCCCCACCUCCGGAGGCAACGGCCAGUCUACUGAGUGCUACAAGUGCGGUGAGAUGGGUCACAUUGCUCGCAACUGCACCAAGUCUUCGUAUGGCGGCGGCUUUUCUGGCGGCUACAACAGCGGUGGCGCUGGCAAGACCUGCUAUUCUUGCGGCGGCUAUGGCCACAUGUCUCGCGAGUGCGUCAACGGUAUGCGCUGCUACAACUGCGGUGAAUCCGGUCACUACUCGCGCGACUGCCCCAAGGAGUCUACUGGUGGCGAGAAGAUUUGCUACAAGUGCCAACAGUCUGGCCAUGUCCAGGCCGCCUGCCCCAACAACUAA